Messenger RNA from Fimicolochytrium jonesii, 686 nucleotides. RefSeq lists its product as uncharacterized. The transcript has a single exon. Lineage: Eukaryota; Fungi; Chytridiomycota; Chytridiomycetes; Spizellomycetales; Powellomycetaceae. The coding region runs from base 114 to 632 and encodes 172 amino acids. The record is from RefSeq and is a predicted model, not a curated record.
CCCUUUGCUCUGGGCGGCGCGCUAGCAUCGAGCCCCGCUUUACUUUCACGGUGCCGGGCCAGUUUCUCGCUCAAGGCGCUCAAGGCGAUGAGACAGUGCUAGCUGUUUACUGGAUGCGGAGUUUGCGCGUCUGCAAGUCGGCAUCGAACGGAGACUCAAAAAACCAAGCGGUUGUCGUCGGUAUCAUCCUCUUUCCUCUGGCUCCAUCUUUGGCCAAUCCUUGGCAUCCUCCACCUCCCACACCUGAUCCCUGGGUUUCUGCCGCAACCAACCUCGGGUCCACCGGUCCAUCUUGCACUGAUCCCAUGCCCGUCUCCCACGUGCCCGUUCUCUGCACGACAGUUGAUCCUGCAGGAAGAGGGCGUAGACCCUGCUCGAAGGCAGAUGUCACCAGUUUUCCGCUGUUCGCGGGGCCGACUGUAUUUACAGGAGCAGCUAUGGUGCACUCCCCCUGCCUCCCGGCCACCCGUUGGGGCAGCUGGGCAAAGGCGCUUUGGCACUUCCUUUAUGUGCAUUCUGCCCGUGUUGAGGCCUUCUCAUCCAGCAUGUGCUUCAUGACGUUGACCCUGGAUACAUUCUCGACAUCAUCUGACCAUACAUGCAUAUCCGUCGGAAGCAAGCUUGUUGGUUGACUGGUGUUAGGGACUAACAAGGCAACCUGUGGCCAUAGUAAAAGGAAGUGUGAA